CCACGUAUUUGCUAAUUGGAAAUCUAUCCGGGGUUUAUUUACUUAGCGUCCAACAUUCAGCCAAUCACUUGGGCGUACGUCACAUAAUUCUUUUAAUAUUAAUGAGCGACGCCUUCGCCGUAGUACUAUUGACAAAUUCUCCAGCCGGUCAGCGCCGUGGGAGUGAGCGCAGCCUGUUUCAGUCAGUUCAGUUGUUGUGGCCGAAGAUGGCGGCGCGUGGACGUGUUCAGCUCCUUCUGCUCCUCAUGUCGCUCUCUCUCCUCUCCGUACACACACUGAAACCUCCUCCAGGCUUCGGGAACGCGCAUCCUCCUGCCGUCGCCAUGCAUCAGCAGCUGAGAGCGGCGGUGCCGAAUCCCGCCGCCGCGUCCUCCGGGUCUCAGUCCAGAAGAUCCAGCGGGUGGAAGCUGGCAGAUGAACAGGCCUGCCGGGACGACGUGACCCGGCUCUGUCCCAAACACACCUGGACCAAUAACCUGUCUGUGUUGGAAUGCCUGCAGGACCGGAAGGAGGAGACGGAAAUCUCUGUGGAUUGCAACCAUCUCUUGUGGAACUAUAAGCUGAAUCUCACUACAGAUCCAAAGUUCGAGUCGGUGGCUCUUGAAGUGUGUACGAGCACUAUGUUAGAGCUGAAGGAGUGUGCGGAUGAGGAAAGAGGAAAGGGCUAUCUGAUGUCCUGCCUGGUCGAUCACCGUGGCAACAUCACUGAACGCCAGUGCCAUCAAUACAUCACCAAGAUGACCAGCAUAAUCUUCAGCGACUAUCGGCUUAUUUGCGGAUUUAUGGACAAAUGCAGAGAAGACAUCAACACGCUGCAGUGCGGUAGCAUCGCUGUUGGAGAAAAAGACCUGCACUCUCAGGGCGAGGUGAUUGGUUGUCUGGAGAGAGCUCUCGUCAGGGAGGCGGAGCAGCAGGAACAGGCUCAUCCAAUCACGAACGAAUGUAAGAAGGCCAUCAUGCGAGUGGCCGAACUGUCGGCCGAUGACUUCCACCUUGACCGUUACCUUUACUUCUCGUGCCGAGAUGACCGGGAACGCUUCUGUGAAAACACUCAAGUGGGAGAGGGCAGAGUCUACAAAUGUCUGUUCAAUCAUAAAUUUGAAGAGGCGAUGUCUGAAAAGUGCAGAAACGCCCUGACCACUCGACAGAAGCUCAUUGCUCAGGAUUAUAAGGUCAGUUACUCCCUCGCCAAAGCCUGUAAGGCUGACCUGCGCAAAUACCGCUGUAACCCGGACAGCAGCAUGCCCCGGGCGAGAGAAGCCAGGCUAUCUUACCUUCUCCUGUGUCUAGAAUCUGCAGUUCACAGAGGUCGUACGGUGACUGGAGACUGUCAGGGUGAGAUGUUGGACUACAGACGCAUGCUGAUGGAGGAUUUUUCUCUGAGCCCUGAGAUUGUGCUCCACUGUAGGGGAGAGAUUGAAGCCCAUUGCUCCGGACUGCACCGUAAGGGUCGGACCCUUCACUGCCUCAUGAGAGUGGCCCGCGGGGAUAAGGGCACGGUGGAUAAUCUCUGCCAGACAGCGCUCCAGACUCUGAUCCAGUCGGCAGACCCCGGUGCUGAUUAUCGUAUUGAUCGAGCUUUAAACGAAGCCUGUGAAUCUGUGAUCCAGACAGCCUGUAAACACAUCCGCAGCGGAGACCCGAUGAUUCUGUCUUGCCUGAUGGAGCAUCUCUACACAGAGAAGAUGGUGCAGGACUGUGAGCAUCGACUUCUGGAGCUGCAGUACUUCAUAUCCAGAGAUUGGAAACUUGAUCCCAUCUUAUAUCGUAAAUGUCAGAGCGACGCAUCCAGACUGUGUUACACGCCGGGCUGGAAUGAAAGCAGCGAGCUGAUGCCUCCUGGAGCCGUUUUCUCCUGUCUGUACCGUCACGCUUACCGCACAGAAGAGCAGGGCAGGAGGCUGACGAGAGACUGUAAGGUGGAGGUGCAGAGAGUUCUUCAUCAGAGAGCUUUAGAUGUCAAGCUGGAUCCUGAUCUCCAGAAACGCUGUAUGAUUGACUUGGGCAAAUGGUGCAGUGAGAAGACCGACACUGGACAGGAGCUGGAGUGUCUACAGGAUCAUCUAGAAGACCUGGUGUCCAAGUGUAGAGAGAUAGUGGGCAACCUGACAGAACUGGAGUCAGAGGACAUUCAGAUUGAAGCUCUUCUGAUCCGAGCGUGUGAACCGGUCAUUCAGAGCCACUGCCAUGAUGUAGCUGAUAAUCAGAUAGAUACAGGGAAUCUUCUGGAAUGCUUGGUGCAAAACAAACAUCAGAGAGAAAUGAAUGAUAAGUGUGCUGUGGGUGUCACUCAUUUCCAGCUGGUUCAGAUGAAAGACUUCCGCUUCUCCUACAAGUUUAAAAUGGCCUGUAAAGAGGACGUGGUAAAACUGUGUCCCAACAUUAAGAAAAAGGCAGACGUGGUCAUCUGUCUCAGUACCACAGUGAGAAACGACACGUUGCAGGACGUAAAAGAUCAACGUGUUUCUCUGAAAUGUCGUAAACAGCUGAGGGUGGAAGAGCUGGAGAUGUCCGAGGACGUUCGACUGGAGCCUGAACUGCAUGAAGUCUGUAAGAAGGAUAUCAACAAAUUUUGUUCCUCUGUUGCCUAUGGAAAUGCUCAGGUCAUUGAGUGCCUCAAGGAGAACAAGAAGCAGCUUUCUCAGAUUUGUCAUCAGAAGAUCUUUAAGCUUCAAGAAACAGAAAUGAUGGACCCAGAACUGGACUAUCAGCUUAUGCGAGUGUGCAAGCAGAUGAUUAAGCGUUUUUGCACAGAGUCUGAUGCCAAGAACAUGCUGCAGUGUCUGAAACAGAAUAAGAACAGUGAACUGAUGGAUCCAAAGUGUAAACAGAUGAUUACUAAGAGGCAGAUCACUCAAAACACAGACUAUAGAUUGAACCCUGUGUUAAGGAAGGCUUGCAAGGCAGACAUCCCCAAGUUCUGUCAGAACAUUCUCAACAAAGCCAGUGAUGCUAACGAACUAGAAGGUCAAGUCAUAUCCUGCCUGAAACUCAAGUAUGCAGACCAGCGAUUGUCUUCAGACUGUGAAGACCAGAUCAGAGUUAUACUUCAGGAGUCUGCUCUCGACUAUCGGCUUGAUCCACAGAUGCAGGCUCACUGUGGUAACGAGAUCACGCGGCUGUGUGCAGAAGAAGCCACGGCUCAGGAACAGACGGGUCAGGUGGAGGAAUGUUUGAAGAACAACCUGCUGAAGAUUAAACAGGAGGAGUGCAAGACGGAGGUGUUAAACAUGCUUAAAGAAAGUAAAGCAGAUAUAUUUGUGGAUCCUGUGCUGCACACUGCCUGUGCGCUGGAUUUAAAACAUCACUGCGCAGCCAUCACACCUGGAAGAGGCAGACAAAUGUCCUGUUUAAUGGAAGCUCUGCAGGACAAGCAGGUGCGUUUACAGCCCGACUGUAAGAAAAGAUUACAGGAUCGCAUAGACAUGUGGAGCUACGCGGCUAAGGUGGCACCUGCUGAAGGUUUCUCAGAUCUGGCUGUGCAAGUGAUGACAUCACCCUCAAAGAAUUACAUCCUGUUCAUAAUCACGCUGUCUGUGUCCGUCCUCUUCCUCGUGGGUCUUCUGUGUGGCCGUAUCACCAAGCGUGUGACCAGAGAGCUGAAGGACAGGUAGAGUGAGGAGGAUUCUCAUCCCGUCCUGCCUGUUUCACAUCUCAUUUAAACUUGUUAAGACUUUAGGGAGCUGUCGGUGGACGUUCCGUUGCCAUGUUUAAUCCAGACGGUGAACUUCUGUACACACCACAGACAAGAUGGAGAUGGUUUUUGGACAUUAUGCCUUGAUUUAUGUGUUGUCCUUUUACUGAAAGUGGCAGCCUUACUACUUGACUGUACUCAUAUGGUCAUGUGUCAAUGCAGUAUUUUUAGUAUGUUUUUCUUCAUUCUUUGAGAAUGUGCGAUUUGUAGAUACAGUAAGUGGCUUAAUUUAAAGUUCAGAAACCAUCUGUUUGAUGGAGCGUCACUUUAAUUUUUCUUAUAAUCAGGGUUGUGUUGAGUUAUGGGGGAUUGUGGGUAGUUGUGUUAAAAUAUUGGGCAGAAUGAUUUUUUUCUGAAAUUAUGAAAAGCUCAGCAGAUGAUUGUUUUAAAUGUCUCCAAUGGUCCUGACAUGUAGAUUGUGAUCUUAGUUCAAGGCAAAGAUGUUACUGGGUUGAAUCUUAUGAAAACAUGUCCAGGUCAAACUCACUGUAAUUGAAUAAAAUCAGUGUAAAUUAAAGGCAGUACAAUACAUUUAUAGUUUAGUUUUUCACACUACAAUAAUGGGAAUGGGGUGUUUUUUCCACUUCAUUACGGCAGGACAAUAACCACAAUAGACAUUGAGGGGGACAUGCCCCCCCAAGCCCUGAAUGUUUUGGUCCCCCCAAUGUUCAAGAUGUGGUUACAGUCUUGUAUUACAGUAUUCAAAUUGUGAAGGAAAUGGGCUGUUAUUAUGAAAAUAAUUUCGUAAUGAGUAAUAACAUCAAUGGCCUUAAACAGAUGUGCUUUAAUUUAUGAAAUAUUUAUUUUUAUUUCUUUUAUUUUUAAAUAUGACCCAGACAUGUUCUUUGUAAGAUUCACUUUUUAAAAUGUUUGGUACAGCCUGUUUACACUUUUUUUUGAUGCAUUAGACAUGAAACGCUAAAAUGACUUUAGGUAUGAGACGAACAUUUUCAGAUGGUUUUAUUGCCCAUGGCCAAGCUUCCUUUGGACCAACUGUGUAGGAGAUUAAAAUCUUACUUUGAAUUAAAGGGAUAGUUCACUUAAAGGCGGAGUCCAUGAUGUUUGAAAGCCAAUGUUGAUAUUUGAAAUGACCUAAACAAACACGCCCCUACCACAAUAGAAUCUGGACCUUCUGUUGAUAGACCCGCCCCACACAUACGCAACCCGGCAUUUGAUUUGAUUUGAUUGGCUAUAAGUGUGUUUUGGUAGUCGGCCCGUCUCCUUUUCCAAACCGUUUUUCAAACAUCGUGGACUCCGCCUUUAAAAAUGAAAAUUCUCUCAUCAUUUACUCAUCCUCAUGUUGUUCUAAAACUGUAUGACGAACACAAAAGAAGAUAUAUAAACACACAGCAGAUAGUGACAAUUGACUUCCAUAGGAAUAAAUAAUAUGAUGGAAUUUAAUGGGUACCGUCAAUUGUGUGCUUUCCAUCAUUUAUCAAAAUAUUUUCUUCAUCAUUUAUCACAAUACUUCCAAAAUAUUUUUUCAUUUUAAAGUGAACUAUCCCUUUAAGAGGAUGAUUGCACUUUUUGACUUUUGGUUUGAUCUUUGGCUUAAGCCUUAAUUAUUGUUUACAACCAGAACUGUGCUGAGCUUGCUUUCAUAUUUGUAUGUGUAGACAAGACAUGCAUAUAUUUAAGAACUUAUUUAAUGUUCACAUUUUUGCCUUGUGACAAGAAAGUUCCCAAAAAGUCUGUAGUGUGAAGCUCAUCUCUAGUGUGAAAAGAAUGGUGUAUUUGUUUGUUCUUGAUUUUUUGCAAAGUUAAUAACAGCUGUGAUGUUUAUAUGCAUUACAUCUGCUGAGGCGUCCAUUUUCAAUGACUCGAAGGUUCUUGCAUGCUUUUUUAUUCAAUAAGAAGUCUUUCUUUAUUGCCUUUAUAAGCAUUAUAUGCUGUGGAUGCAAAGGUAACCAGAUGAGUCUCAUGACAACAUGCACAGGCCACUACAUGAUUAAAAGAAGAAAAACAUAUUUUGCAAUCUUUUAAGAUAUUAUGCAUUGUGGCCUUACUUUCAUAUCUUUAAUUCUCAUCACUGUAAUGUCAUUUUUUUUAGUAUCAUUUAACUUUUUAGUCUUUACUAAAUUCUUAACUGGAACUAGUUCAAACUAGCAGUACAGUAAUAAUUGUGUACCAUACUUCAUUUUAUCGAUUACAGGAAUGAGCUUUGGAAGGUAAAUGAGCUUCCCACCUUUCUGAAAAAUUUCAUUUCUUACCAGGAUGUGACCUGACAUUCAGCAUGCCAAUGUAUAUAUAUCAACUGUUUGUUUAAACAGGAGCUGAAUGACUAUUUCUCUUAUCUAAUCUGUCCUACACAUCUGUUUAUCGUCUCUCUGGCAGAGAGUUGUAUAAAACCUGUUUGCCCGCUAUACUUGUAAUAACAGCAUUUGGGAAGAGAUUUGUACAUUUUAAUAUUUUCCUAGACUUGAACAAAGAGAGAUGUGGGCUUAAGAGAUCUCUGAGCAUUGAUCGUAUUAAUGUUAUUCUGUAAAUUAAAGAGCUAAUGUGCAAACUACAGACCAUGUCCAAGCUUUCUGGUUCAUACUUGGACAGUAAAAUUGACUGUCUAUAUAUUGUAGAUAAGGAAAUGUUGAUUUAAUUCGAGAUAUAUUUUAUAGUUUUGAUUGUCUUGUUUCUGUUUUUAUGCUUUACCUUCAUGACAGCAGGUUUUUAUUUAUUGUUGGUACAUUUUGUAUAGUUGGGUCAUCGGUCACUUAUUUCUUUACCACCUUAGCGUCCAAAUCCUUCACUAGUGUGUACGAUCAAGUAGCUUGAAAAACUGCUUAAAUGAUUGGUUGUUUUAAAUAUGUUUAGGUUUAUCAAAAAAUGGGUUCUAGGUAGUGAAAUGUUUGUGAGUAACAUUUAAAAUCAUCUGUUAAAACAUAAGAAAACCACUAACAUUACUUAUAAAAUUCAUCGCAGGAUGUUUUUCACAGCCAGUGAUGAUUUAUAACCGUCAUAAGUGCAGAGCCAAAGAUGAUCCAGCUUUGUUUUAAUGACCCAACAAAUUCAUUGUGGCUCCAACCUCGACAAAAAGAUUUCAUGCAAAUUAACAUUGUAAAUUCUUAUGCCUGUAAUAUUUGAUCAGUUUUUUUCAUUCUGUCAUGUUAUAUUGUUAUGAUGACAAAUCAAACUUUUGUUGUUUUCCCUAAAUCUGUACAGAUUAUGAAUGAGUUUAAUAAAACUUGGAUUUCUUAACCCUU
Messenger RNA from Misgurnus anguillicaudatus (oriental weatherfish), 6891 nucleotides. It is a transcript of the gene glg1b, whose product is annotated as golgi glycoprotein 1b. The record is from RefSeq and is a predicted model, not a curated record. Gene Ontology annotation, molecular function: fibroblast growth factor binding. Lineage: Eukaryota; Metazoa; Chordata; Actinopteri; Cypriniformes; Cobitidae. Gene Ontology annotation, cellular component: Golgi membrane.